Durotheca rogersii is the source of this 1620-nucleotide messenger RNA. Its product is annotated as TLD-domain-containing protein. Bases 438 to 1613 code for a protein of 391 amino acids. Gene Ontology annotation, biological process: response to oxidative stress. The transcript is spliced from 2 exons. NCBI's taxonomy places the organism in Eukaryota, Fungi, Ascomycota, Sordariomycetes, Xylariales, Xylariaceae. Gene Ontology annotation, cellular component: nucleus. The record is from RefSeq and is a predicted model, not a curated record.
GGGGGUUUUUCCCCAGAUGUAGCUAUGCGACUCCGUGCACCCCGUCCUCUUCCUGCUCAUACCUCUCCCACUCAUCCCGCUCCCACUUCAAUGUGUGCACCACCGUCGUCGCGCUACGUCACAUUCACGACCUCCGACCGUAUACAGCCCACAGAAGGCCUUCUCAUCUCAACUGUCUCGAGCCGAGACGAGGUUGACUCGCCACUCGCCUCUCCCACCUCCGGGGACAAGCCAGGACGAUCACAGCGACAAACCCACGAUCUCCGCUGCCCACCCAGGGGAGCUACGCAAACAUAUACUCAUACCUACCAUCACAAUCCACACUCGUUGCGGUACCUACAUACGCCGCCCCAACUGCGCACGUAGCACGCCCGGCAACAAGCGGCGGUAUAGUUGGCAUCUUUAUUCUAGUCAGCGUAACAACUACGGCCGCCGCCAUGCCUGCCCGACAGGACAGCAACCUAAUCGACUUCUCGCCGCCCUCCUCCGGCUAUUCUACCCCCGUCUCCCGUCCUUCCCGCUCCUAUACGCCACCCCGGCCACACUCCCGCCCGCAGUCCCCCUCCCAACAGCUCUCGCCCGGCAACGGCGGCGGCUACGGCUUCGGCUCGGCCGUGCUCGGCCUCUGGCGCCGUCUAUCCUCUCUCGAAACGCCCGGCUCUAUUCCUCCCUCCGCAAACGCCGACGCCGCUUCCCCGCCACACUCGCACGCCCACGCUAAGCUCCAGCAUACCGCCUCCGAGCCCGCCAUCUUCGGCUCGACGGGCGACGGCGUCCGCCGGCCCUUCAUCCCGCCGUCGCAGCCCCCCGGCGGGCUCCGGCGCACCCCCUCGCCGCGCGGGCUCCCCUCCCUCGAGCCGCUGUCCCUGAGCGGCUACCACGCCGACACCGACUCCGACGAGCGGCUACUGACGCGGGGCCUCGCCGAGCAGAUCCGCACCUUCUUGCCCGAGCGCCUCAAGAUCGCCGACUCCUGGCACCUCGUCUACAGCCUCUACCAGGACGGCAGCUCGCUCGCUACCCUGUACAAGCUGUGCGAGGAGUACCGCGGCCGCCGCGUCGGGUUUGUGCUCGUCGUGCGGGACGGGAAAGAUGCCACGUUCGGUGCAUAUCUCACCGAAGCCCCGCACCCGGCGCCCUCGUACUUCGGUACGGGGGAGUGCUUCCUCUGGCGGGCGAGCCUACACCCGCCCCUGCCGCCGCCUCCGUCUGCCGACACUACCAAUAUAAACUACCGCACGGCGACGAUCGCCUCGCCGGCCGCCGACUCCUUACCCCCACCUCCCGCGACGCAGCCGCCAGGCCACCACCUCGCCCCGGGGGCGAUGGACCCGGGAACCGGCAAAUUGGCUCCGCCACAGUCGGUGCCGGCGCACAGCAUCCGGUUCCAGAACUUCGCGUACACGGGGGCCAACGACUACUGCAUCUUCUGCGAGACCAAGUUUCUGUCGGUCGGCGGCGGCGGCGGCGGCAGGUACGGGCUCUGGCUCAACGACUCGCUUAGCCUCGGCCACAGCGCGCCCUGCGACACGUUCCUCAACCAGUCCCUGAGCGACGAGGGCGAGAAGUUCGACGUCUUCGGCGUUGAGCUGUGGGUUAUCGGGGCGAGCUAAGAAGGGA